AUGGCGGCGGCUAAUAUCUUCUCACCGUUUUCUAUUAUUUUCGCUUUGGGUCUUCUCUUUGGAUUCACUCUCGCCGGAGAUCCUUUCGUCUCCUACGUGUUUGAAGUCACUUACAUCACUGCUUCUCCUCUCGGCGUUCCUCAACAGGUUAUAGCAGUCAAUGGAAAGUUCCCUGGCCCUGUGAUCUCUGCCACCACUAACUACAACGUCAAUGUUAGCGUAUUCAAUCGUUUAGAUGAGCCUCUCCUACUCACUUGGAAUGGGAUUGAGAUGCGUCGUAACUCGUGGCAAGACGGUGUUCUUGGUACUAACUGUCCCAUUCCUCCGCAGCGGAACUUCACUUAUAGCUUUCAAGUCAAAGAUCAGAUCGGAAGUUUUUUCUACUUCCCUUCACUUCACUUCCAGAGAGCUUCUGGUGGGCUUGGUCCAAUCAUUAUCAAUAACAGGGAUCUUAUUCCUCUCCCUUUCAAUAAGCCUGAUGGUGAAAUCAGCUUUAUGAUUGGUGAUUGGUAUACUCACAACCAUACAGCAUUAAGGAAUGUACUUGACUCUGGUGAAGAACUUGGGAUGCCGGAUGGUGUUCUCAUCAAUGGGAAGGGUCCUUACAAAUACAACAGCACUGUACCCGAUGGAAUUCAAUAUGAAACCAUUAAUGUUGAUCCAGGGAAAACAUACAGGAUCCGUGUCCACAAUGUUGGUGUGUCGACAUCCUUGAACUUCAGGAUUCAGAACCACAAAUUGCUCUUAGUUGAAACUGAAGGUCGCUACACUUCCCAAACAAACUUCACCGAUUUCGAUGUUCAUGUGGGACAGUCUUACUCUUUCUUGGUCACCAUGGACCAAAACGCCUCAAGCGACUACUACAUUGUGGCGAGUGCAAGAUUUGUGAAUGAAACAGAGUGGCAGAGAGUCACAGGUGUUGGCAUUCUUCAUUAUUCCAAUUCCAAAGGACAUGCCUCUGGUCCUCUGCCACUUCCAUCAACUGAUGUUUCGCACCCUUGGUCUGUCAUGAACCAACAAAGGGCCAUAAAGCAAAACACAUCUGCGAGUGGAGCUCGUCCAAAUCCGCAGGGAUCAUAUCACUAUGGACAGAUAAACAUCACAGACACAUACAUCUUGAGGAGUAUGCCUCCAACCAAAAUCAAUGGCUCACUUCGUGCUACGCUUAAUGGUGUUUCUUUUCUGAAUCCAACCACGCCCAUGACGCUUGCCGAUAAGCAUAGACUGAAAGGAGUUUAUAAGCUGGAUUUCCCAUCCAGACCUGUUGACAAUAAACCUCCACGUCUGGACAGUUCUAUCAUCAACGCAACAUACAAGGGCUUUAUUCAAGUUAUCUUCCAGAACAAUGACACCAAAGUCCAGAGCUUCCAUAUUGAUGGAUAUUCAUUCUACGUCGUUGCGAUGGACUUUGGUAACUGGACUGAAGAUAGAAAAGGUUCUUAUAACAACUGGGAUGCAAUAUCACGAAGCACGAUAGAGGUUUACCCAGGGGCAUGGACUGCUGUACUUAUUUCCCUGGAUAACGUUGGAGUUUGGAACAUCCGAGCAGAGAAUCUUGACAGAUGGUAUCUUGGUCAAGAAACAUACAUGCGAAUCAUAAACCCUGAGGAAAACGAUAAAACAGAAAUGGGUCAGCCCCAAAAUGCUCUUUAUUGUGGUGCUCUCAAGAGCUUGCAGAACGAACAACUCCGCAGCUCUGCCACAUCUAUACUAAAUGGACAGUUGAAUCUAAUUUUUACCCUCGUGAUGGUUUUGCUCGCCUCGGUCACAACAUUUUGCUGA
Molecule: messenger RNA, 1782 nt
Organism: Eruca vesicaria subsp. sativa (arugula)
Lineage: Eukaryota; Viridiplantae; Streptophyta; Magnoliopsida; Brassicales; Brassicaceae
Source: the annotation of a GenBank genome assembly